This is a messenger RNA of Solenopsis invicta (red fire ant), 3011 nucleotides long. RefSeq names its product DNA ligase 1. The annotation marks the transcript as partial. The record is from RefSeq and is a predicted model, not a curated record. Lineage: Eukaryota; Metazoa; Arthropoda; Insecta; Hymenoptera; Formicidae. The transcript has a single exon.
GUAUCAACUAUACAAAUAUCAGCCAUGAAACCAGUUCUAUACAGAAUCGAGACAUACGUUGUGCCCGAGACAGAGAACUUAUCAGUGAUUAAUAAGAUCGACAAUCUCAUGCUCGCAAAUAUUAAGAAUGAAAGCAUAUUUGAGAACAAUAAUAACGAGAAAGAUCCAGCGCUUACUUCGCAUAAUAAAUACGAGGAACUCGUGAAGUUCUCCGCCGAGAACAGCAAGUUAAUCGGUGUAAAAAUCGUGAAAGGCACAAGUGAGAAUGAAACUACACGUGACGAACGUCUCGACGAUGAUAUCAUUAAAUACUACAAUGACGAGAAUUUCUGUUGUUUUAACGAGCGCAUGCAGAAACCGGAGUUUCAGGCGUCGAUCGGGCCACAAGAGGCAUUGUAUCCCGUGAAGCAUUUCAGUAGGAUUAACAGUCUGGUAUCGAUCGACGAAAGGAGUGAGAAUUCCUUGGAUACCAAGCUGAACGACUUCUGCCGUCACGGCUAUAAGAACGGUUGCACCGCGUCGAUUCAGUCACCCGAAGAAGUCAGCGAAGAGGUCUUCCAAGAGAACUGGCUGCACAAGAUUGAGAUCCUGAGGCACCGCGAGACUAUCUUGCGGGAACGGGAGACAAACCUGCAGAAGAGGGAACGAGAACUAUUCAGGAAGGAGAAGGAGCUGAGGAUCAUGGAGAGGAUGUACAAUGAUAAAAUGAGGCAGAUAGAUCUCAUGAACGAGCAGCUCCAGCACCAAAAAGAUACGCUAGUCGUUAAAAAGAGGUUGGAUGAAGUGGCACGAAUCUUAUCUGACGACGUCGAGAAAUCGGAUAAUCUCGCGGAGGAAAAAAUUCUGAGGAAGGAAGACAUUUCAAAUAAAAUGGAGAUUCCAAAAAAAGAAGAGAUUCCAAGACAAGUGGAGAUUCCGAGGAAAGAAGAAAUUUUGAAGAAAACGGAAUUGCAAAAAAAAGAAGAGAUUCUGAGAAAAACAGAAAUUCCGAAGAAAACGGAAAUGCCAAAAAAAGAAGAGAUUUUGAAAAGAACAGAAAUUUCAAGACAAGAAGAGAUUACGAGAAAAGCAGAGAAAAAUCCUGUCAAUCCGCCUAUUGUCAAUCCGUCUAUUAUAAAUUCACACCAGAGAAAGGAAUAUAAUAAUAAAAAACUAGCUCGUCCGACGCGUUUGAGUUCCUCGUCGAGAAAAUCUUUUUCAAAGUACCCUCAUUUGUACGCUACCGUAAGAUGUAGAGAACGACCAAAGAAAAUUUACGACGAUCUGAGCUCGACGUUGUCAGCCACCAGCGUAGAUUCGCCUAAUACGCGGACAUCGAUACUAUUCAAUCCGGCACAAUACCAAAACCCAUUUGCGUUUACAAGAUCGGCGAGCGAACGGUGGCCCAAGCACGUGGACGCCUCGAAAAUGCUGCAGAAAGUGGUCGAGGAAAAACCUGAACACGUAGACGACGUGGGAAAGCUGCAGAGAGUGAUCGAGGAGAGACCGGAGCACAUGAUCGAAGAAGAGAAAAUAUUUCGGAAAGUCAGCGACAAUAUAUGCGCUUUACAAAAGAAGGAGACGAGGUUUCAAGACUACGGACUCGUGGAUUGUAUUCCAAGUGGUAUUUCAAGUACGAUUACGCAACGUAAUUCUAAUGAGAGAUUAUCGUCGUAUCUUGAUCUGGAAGUUGGCGAGAAACACAGCUAUCGAAAUAUAGCCAGCGUUUCCAAGGACCGGCCGGUUUCAUGGGCUAGCAAGACAAGCGAGUGGCAGCAGAAUAAGUCUCAGGAUUGUGAUUUGGCUACGAAACAGCCGGUUGAAAACAAGGAAAAUUCGCGUUAUACCGCAAAGAAAAUUGAAACAAAAAAUACCAAGCUGAAUGCCAAGUCAACUGUUAAGCCGAAUGUCAUACCAACUGUCAACUCAAAAACUAAGCUAUUUUCCAAGUCGAAAAAAUUCUUCCUAUUUCGUUAGCACGUUCCCUUAAAAUGAUAUUUUUACACUUUUUAGAUAAUUUUUUACAGAAAGAAUUUUCUCUUAGAUAGAAUUUAUCUUUGAAGUCAUGGAACAACAUGGACUUCGAAAAAUUUAAUAUAAUUUUAAUAAAAUUUUAUUAAAUUUGCUAUAAUUUAUUAUAAUUUCACUAUAUUAUUUAUUAUUAUAAUUAUACAAAAAUUAUAAUACAUUUUACUAAAUUACAAUAAAUUUGACUAACAUUAUGAUAAAAUUCUUUAGAAUUCAUGUCCUAUAAUUGUUAUAAUUUUGAGGGUAAAUUCUGUGGGAAAAUUCUCUUUGUGUAUCAUUCAAAUAUCUGGGGAUAUUUUGAAAAUAUCUUGCAGAAUUUUAAUCUCUCUUAUUGAUGAAUAUUUUAGAUAUUUUUUAAGAUGUUCUUCAUAUGUUUAUAUUUAGAUAGUAAAGUGUUUGUAUUGUUGUUGGCAUAUUAUUUGCAUAAUAUAUGUAUUGUACUAGAAUUGCAGCAACUAUCCGUAAUAUCCGUAUGUUGGCAAAUUGAUGCCAUCAGGAUAUGACAACUUUGGAUAGAAACUUGCCGGUAACUUUAAAAUCAUUAUAAUCAAAACUUACUGUUGCUGUUAUAUUGCCAUAAUAAUUUAUAGGAUCACAUAACAUUGUAUUAUAUUGUCGAUAACGUAAAGUAAAUUUCAUGGCUAUUUUGCUGUCAAAUUACGGACAAUAUAGGGGAGACCGGGGCUAUUCGUUAGACCUUUUCUUCUUUUGUGUCUCCUGAGUUCUAUAUUCGUUAAAAAAAAGAAAACAUAGGACAGUUUGAAAGGUUGAACUUCCUCUUCACAAUGCCGGUAUAGAUAGAACAUGAAAGUGUAACUUACUGUAAACUACAUAUAAAAAUGUCGCUCAAUAUCAAGAAUUACGAAUAACCUCAAACCCGGGAUAAUUCGUAACUAGUGCGGGAAUAUCCCGAAAUUUGUUUUAAGUUGAAAGACUAUAAAAAAAACUGUUGUUAAGACUUUCUUUUAUUUAAAAAAGGAUAUAGGUAUUAAAAAAAAAAAACA